This is a messenger RNA of Rhodotorula graminis WP1, 2679 nucleotides long. RefSeq lists its product as uncharacterized. The record is from RefSeq and is a predicted model, not a curated record. Gene Ontology annotation, biological process: retrograde transport, endosome to Golgi. Lineage: Eukaryota; Fungi; Basidiomycota; Microbotryomycetes; Sporidiobolales; Sporidiobolaceae. The transcript is spliced from 14 exons. The coding region runs from base 1 to 2607 and encodes 868 amino acids. Gene Ontology annotation, cellular component: GARP complex.
AUGUCGACACCGACGAUCGCGCUGCCGCCACGAGCAGCUCACGAGCCACCAGAGCCUCUGCCCGAGCUCCCGCCGCAGCUCCUCCUCACCCUCUUGACCAACAAGGCCGCACCCGACCACGACCGCGAUGCACUCGACGCGUUCGUCCUCAGCGGCGGGGCGGGCAGUGGAGGCGACAGCACCGGCGGCGUGCAGGUCGAGGACAUCUUGAACGAGCUGCUUCCAGACGAGACCAGCCUCGCGCAGGCCCCAUUGGUCGGGCUUCUACUGCGGGCCAAGAUCCAGAGCAUCCGCGAGGACAUCGAGCUCCUCACCAAGGCGCUCGAGCACGACCAGGACCCGCGCCGGCUCGGCGAACUGCAAGAGCUUAUCGGCGACCUCCUGUCGCAGGUGACGGCGAUUCGAGACGCGGCGACCGAGAGCGAGGUCGUCGUUCGCGACAUCACCCGCGACAUCCAGUCGCUCGACCAAGCCAAGCGCAACCUCGUCGCGAGCAUGAACGCCCUCAAGCGCUUCCAGAUGCUCGUCAACGCCUUUGACCAGCUCACUCGGCUCGCCAAAUCUCGCCGGUACCGCGAGACGGCGCAAGCUCUCGCCGCCGUCAAGGAGCUGUCGGCAUACUUCAAGACGUUCUCGAGCGUCGAGCGCGUGUCGGCCGUCAGUCGAGGCGUCCUCGAGGUGCAAAACGUCCUCAAGGAGCAGGUCAUGCACGAGUUUGAGGAGGCGUUCCCGAGCGAGGCGGCGCGAGCGGGCAAGGAUGCGCAGCUGGCCGAGGCCUGUCUGGUGGUCCACGCUCUCGGCGACGACGCCAAGCACGCCCUCCUCAAGUGGUACUCGCUCCUCCUCCUGCGCGACUACCGCCGCAUCUUCGGCUCGGCGUCCGAGGCGGGCCAGCUCGACAACAUCUCUCGCCGGUUCGCCUGGUUCCGGCGCGUGCUCAAGACGCACGAGGACGAGAACGGCGCCGUGUUCCCGCAGGACUGGAAGGUCGGCGCAGUACUCGCCGGCGGGUUCAGCGAGGUGACCAAGAAUGACCUGCGCAGCGUCCUGUCCAAGUCGUCGUCGAGCCUCAAUGUCGGCCUUCUGCUCGAGUCGAUCGCCCAGACGGACGACUUUGAGCGCGAGAUGGCUCGCAAGUACAACGUCCCGUUCGAGGAGGUCCUCAAGCUGUCGCAGAUCACCUACGGCGUCAACGACUCGACCAUGCUCAUCACGAGCGUGUUCGAGCCGUACCUCGGCGUCUUUGUCGACGCGCAGGACAAGACCCUGUCCGACAUGAUGCAGUCGUUCACGUCGUCGCGCAUCUCGAUCUCGCCCUCGGAUAACCCGUCGGCCGUCCUCCCGUCGUCGACCGAGCUCUUCUACUUCUACCGCGAGGCGCUCGAGCGGUGCGCCAAGCUGUCGACCCGGCAGCCGAUGCUCGACCUGUGCAAGGUGUACCGCAAGUGGCUCAAGACGUACGCCGAAAACGUCCUGACCGCCGCGCUCAUCAAGUUCGACCGCAAGUCGAGCGAGGGUCGGCCCAACAUGCAGGAGCUGCACACGGCGUGCCUCGUGCUCAACACGGCCGAGUACUGCCUCGAGACGGCGACUCAACUCGAAGAGCGCCUGCAAGAGCGCAUCCACCCCGACUUUCGCGACCGCGUCUCGCUCGAGGCCGAGAAGGACCUGUUCACCGGCACCGCGUCGGCCGCCCUCCUCGCCAUCCUGCGCGAGCUCGAGUUCACGGCCGAGCCCUGCUUCGCGUCGAUGGCGCGCAGCCCGUGGCGGGAGGCCGAGCUCGUCAGUUCAGAGAGUGUGUACGUCGGCGAGCUCACGAGGGCGCUCGAGACGGUCGUCGGCGUCGUGCGAGAAGGCGUCGAGCAGAAGAAGUACGUGCGGAGCGCGUGCGACAAGAUUGUCGGGCUCGUCCUCGCCAAGUUUACGCAGACCAUCGUCAAGACUCGACCGAUCACCCAGACGGGCGCCGAGCAGAUCCUCCUCGACCUUCAAGGGCUCAAGCAUUGCCUGCUUCACCUCGUCAUCGCUCCCGGCGACACGACGCCCAUCCCGACCUCGUACUCGCGCUACGUCUCGAGGAACGUGCAGAACAUCGACACGCUCCUCAAGGUCAUCAUGAGCCCGGAGGAGCCCGCCGAGGACUUUGUCAAGCACUACCUCCUCCUCAUCCCGUGCCAGUCCUUCUCCGACUUUCAAAAGGUCCUCGAGCUCAAGGGCGUCCGCCGAGUCGACCAGAACCACCUCCUCGACAUCUUCCUCGCCAAGACCUCGACCGCGACCGGCCUGUCCGACUCGUCGUUCCUCACGACGCUCGACAUGGACCCGGGCUCGAACUCGCUCACCUCGCCGUCGACGUCCGGCCUCGCGUCGCCGACGACCGCCGGGUCCAACCUCGGCCUCUUUGGCGGCUUCGGUGCCGCCGCCUCGUCCUUGCCGAUGCUCCCUGGUGGAGGAGGCAGUCGAGACGGCAGCAGGUCGGGCACGCCGGCUUUGUCGCGAGGAGAGGGCGGCGCGAGGGAGGAACGAGCGUUCGCAAGGCUCGGCGCUCGACUCGGCACUCGGUUCUUCGGCGGCGGUGGCGGCAGCAGCGGUGGUGGUCAGUCUUGAGCUUUCGUUGUGCGGCGUGCUGUGUCGUCUUCUGUGUUGUACUCUCGCCUGCAACCCGGCCCUUUCCCUCUU